Messenger RNA from Drosophila kikkawai, 1083 nucleotides. The record is from RefSeq and is a predicted model, not a curated record. Lineage: Eukaryota; Metazoa; Arthropoda; Insecta; Diptera; Drosophilidae.
AUGGAUCGCAUCGUCAUCGACUCAAGCGACGAAGAGAACGUGGCUCCGAACGGACACGAUGGCCGACCUGCGACCCCCGAGAUCCCCGGAUGCGCCCUGGCACGUUUUACAGCGCCACCGCGCCGGGCCACGCCGCGCCUCAUGUCCGAGUCCUCGGACGAAUCGCCACCAGCAUCGCCACCGCAGCGCGCCGCGCCAGCAGCGCAGCGCCCCAUGUCCGAAUCCUCGGACGAAUCGCCACCCACAUCGCCACCAACGCCUCCUCGACCCUCGGGCCGCUCGAUCUCCCCGUUCUAUGUGGACGGCACUGGGCGCAAAAUCCCAUGCUCCGAGGCUCCGCCGGCCCGACUGGACUUUCUGAACCUGGGCUACACGGGAUCCUAUCGUGGCCCGUCAGAUGCUAACGCCCCACUGGCGUUCACGAGCCAACAAGCGCUCCGCAUCAUCGACCAGACCUACGACAACGCCCCACUGGCGUCCACGAGCCAACAUGCGCUCCGCAUCAUCGACCAGACCUACGACGACGCACCGCUAGCAUCUUCAAGCCAAGCCUCGAUCCCCACCGCCGACGAGACCACCGAGCAGGGCUACCAGCCCACCGGGAAGGCUAUGCAGUGGGAGGCCGAGACCAGUGAUAGCGAAACGGAGGCGGGACAGAAGUUCCGACGCAAAGAGGCGCAACCCCCGACUACCGCCGAACAUUGCCGCGCCAAGCCGUCGAACCUCGGUCCACCGCCGCGGGAUAUCCACCGAAAGCAACGCGCUGCCCAACGCCGACCCACAGCCGCUCCACUAUCGACGAGGAGGUCACUCCCCAGCCACUCCACGUGUCGGCUCCGGAGAUCGCGGGUUCGAUCUCUCUCCAGGCACGAUGGACAUAUUAAUGGAGGAGCUCGAGCCUACAGUCGAGGGUCUUCUACAGGAGUUAAUCCCAGACUGGGACCCGACUGCACCUCCGACAGCGGCAGCCCCGGCCACCACCGCCGACGAGGUCCCACCUCCAGCGCCGCGCACCCCUCGCCCAGUCCCUGCGGCCACCACCGCCGACGAGGUCCCACCUCCAGCCCCUUCUUGUGCCCGUAG